Molecule: messenger RNA, 435 nt
Organism: Durusdinium trenchii
Lineage: Eukaryota; Dinophyceae; Suessiales; Symbiodiniaceae
Source: the annotation of a GenBank genome assembly
AUGGAGGGCUCAGCACAGAGCGAAGUGAGCGCAGCCGCCCUCGCGCACUUCACGUGCAGCGGGCAGCAGAGGAGCGAGUUUUGGAACCGGACCGGCGAAUCUGGAUUUGCCCAGUUUUUGACCGGCGAUUGGCGUCUCAUUUACACGACCGGUACGAAGAAGACAGAGGAUGAUAUCGGUCGCAUCAACUAUGUGCCGAUCACAGCAGUGCAGCGGUUCGACAUGGAGAAGAAGUUCAUCCGGAACGGAGUCUACCUCGGGCCCAUCUCAAUCGAAUUUGAAGGGAGCCUCCGCUGGCUUGAAGAUCAGCGGAGAUUGGAGUUCGACUUUGAGGAGCUUAAAGUCUGCGGAGCGAGCCUGUCCCUGCCAGAUUGGCUUCGCAGUAUGGCGGGUAUGAAGAGUUCAGCACCUUGGAUGGGCAGUGUCAGAAGAUAA